This is a messenger RNA of Saprolegnia diclina VS20, 2555 nucleotides long. RefSeq lists its product as hypothetical. Gene Ontology annotation, cellular component: membrane. The record is from RefSeq and is a predicted model, not a curated record. NCBI's taxonomy places the organism in Eukaryota, Oomycota, Saprolegniomycetes, Saprolegniales, Saprolegniaceae. The coding region runs from base 10 to 2226 and encodes 738 amino acids. The transcript has 7 exons.
GCUGGACGCAUGCGCCUCGUGCUGCUCGCCGCGACGGUCGCCGCUGCCUUGCACCCGCGGUCGCUCGCCGACAGUAAUGACAUGCCGUUCGUCAACAAUGCAAGCGCGUCGGCGGCCAUGGACGUCGGCCACAACGUGCUCAGCACCAUCACCAAGCUCCGCGGCGGCGACCACGCCUUUUACACCUCGCUCUACACGGCGCUGCAGAUCACGUACUGCGACUACCUCUCCAACACGGACCGCCACGCCCCCGGCGACGAGCCGCUCGCGACGUGGCCGAGCAACAUGCACAGCGACAUGGCCGUGCCGCCGUAUUAUCGCUUCGUCGCCAGCUCGCACCCGAACGCGCUCGUCGAUAAGAACGGAGAUUGUCUUCGUCUUGCGUCGCCGCCGGCCGCCGUCGCCGCCCAGUACCAGCGCGGCUACUGCGAAGUGAUUGCCAACUGCUACUGGUCGCCACUGCAGUUUGCCGACUCGCCGGACCGCGUGCCAGUGUACGCGACCAACCAGGCCGCGUCACCGCCGAGUGGCGCCAUGACGCUACCGCAAGCGACCGCGACGCUUCAGAAAUGGGCCCAGAGCACCGCGUACUUUGUCGCGCCGCCGAUCAUCCUUGGCGUCCUCUGCUUUCUAUGCUGCCUCCUCUUUCUCCUCUGUCGCUGCUGCUGCAACCGAUGCGGCGGCCGCAACGCCAAGCCGGCGGGCUACUCGCGCAUGGAGCGCGGCCUUCCGAUCGGGUUCUUCCUCCUCUUUGCCGGUGCGAUUGCUGGCGUCGCGAUCGCGAGUUUGCUCUACUACAACGUCAUUACGAGCGAAAUUGGGUCGCUCUUUACGACAACGCUGACGACGAUCUCGGGGCUUGUGUCGUGGGUGCACGCGGUCGCAGCACCGCUCGUGCACCUUCGGGACACGGUCGUGACGUCGGCCGACGCCAUCAGCGUGAAACUCAACAACUCGGAUUUCAUUGCGAAUGGCCUCAACGGCCUCGUGCAGCAGCUUGAAGCAUUUGAGAACCAAACGUACAACGUGGUGCUCCCCCAUGGCUGCGUUGUCGGCUCCGAUCUUAUUUGUAUUCCAUGCGAUGUGUGUACGUCCAUCAACGUCCAAGUGUCGGACGCGGUGAACCAAAUGCAGUCGGCGGCCGGUGCAGGCAUUACGACGCUUCAGAGCACGCGGUCGUCGCUGCUCUCGAUGCUCGUCAACUCCAAGGACACGAUCAAGAGCACAGUCAACAACGUUGUCGUUGGCGUCGUCUUGCUCUCCGAUAUGGCCGGCAACGCAACGCUGCAAGUCGAUUCGUACUCGACGACGUGGCAGAACCAGUCGCUCGCACGCCAAGCCGGGAUCCUCGUGCUCUUUGUAUUUGCGAUUGUCGUGAUUGCAGUCGGUGUCCUUGGCAUCUGCUUUGGGCUGACACCGCUCCGGUGCCUCGCCAUCAUCCUCCACAUCGCGUACCUCUUGGGGUUUAUCACGCUUCUGCUCACGUUUAUUAUCUCGGCCAUCUUUAUCGCAGUGAGCAUCCUCAUGGGCGACGUGUGCCAGCUCACAUUGCUUCUCGCCCAAGACUGGACGCCGAUCCUCGGGCAGUCGUCGGGCCGCGGCUUCAACGCGUGCUUCCGGAACCAGUCGCUCAUCGAUGCCACGGACAUGCAGUCGAGUCUCGCGUUCGCCAACAACAUUACGAUUCCGUCGUUGAAUCUCUCGUCCAUGCUCCAAUUUACGUCCCUCAGCGCUUUUGCUGACACGAUUUUGGCGACCAACACGAGCACGUUUCAAGUCGACCCGGCGCUGCUGCCGACGUUCCUCUCGGUCCUCAACGACUUUACGAGUCAGAGCUACAUUACGUCGACGCAAUCUGCCGCGGUCGCCGCGUCGUGCACCGUCAAUGACGGCAACUUUGCGCUGCAAAAUCCAACGACGCCGUGGCUCUUGCGUGGUAGCGCUGCGCUCACCAACCCCGUCCAGGAUGUGGCCUCCAUGUACCUUCCGUACCGCAACCCGUGCGCUGGCGUCCUGCACCCCGUCUGCGGCCACAACACGCUGUGUCCGUACGACAGCUUCCUUGUCGAGAUCGUCUCCAACAUGAGUGCGCUCAUUCGGGUGACUGCCGACGCCAAGACGUUUGUCGACGACAUGCACGUGUCGAUGCUGGCGCUGGAGAACGCCACGAGUACCUUCUCGGUCCUACGAUGCCCAACACCUCUAUAUACUCAAGUCAGCGGGUAGGGCCAAGUGACCAACUUGAGCUCGACGCUCAACGAGAUUGGAAGCGAUCUGCAAGCCUCGCUCGUUCGCGACGUGCGUGCGUUCGAGACGACCAUGAACUGCACGUUCGUGGCGCACGACUACAACCGCUUUUACGUCGCCCUCUGCGGUACGGUGACGCCCGCGCUGCUCAUGAUCUCGCUCUGCCUCUUUCUGCUCGGCUUAUUCUUGAUCCCGAUCAACGUGACGCUCAUCAUUCUCACCAAGCGGCUUCGGUCGCCCCACGUGGUGACACCGACGGAAACCAAACUCAAGUAAAAACGAAUAUGAAUUGGAUUUCUUUAUCUAAA